Molecule: messenger RNA, 3105 nt
Organism: Ctenopharyngodon idella (grass carp)
Lineage: Eukaryota; Metazoa; Chordata; Actinopteri; Cypriniformes; Xenocyprididae
Gene: slc39a4
Product: solute carrier family 39 member 4
Exons: 12
Coding region: 117-2126 (669 amino acids)
Biological process (GO): intracellular zinc ion homeostasis; zinc ion import across plasma membrane
Cellular component (GO): membrane
Molecular function (GO): zinc ion transmembrane transporter activity
Source: RefSeq, a predicted model, not a curated record
CCCGUGUGAGGAUCUCUAAAGCUGCUGUGUGUGUGUUUGUGUGCAGUCUCUCGGAACUAUCUCAGCUGAAAAACCUUCUUAAUACUUUGAAAAAAAAAUAGGAUAAAACACAGAUUAUGGAGACUAGAGGUGUUCUAGUUCUGUGUUUCGCCUGCCUCGGCGUGUUUGCCGGCGCGCGUGCCGAUAAAAAGGACAUUUACGCGAGAGUUGUGGAUUUGAUGUCUCCAGGUGAAGAGUUCCUCACAGAAGAUGCGCUUGUCUUGGUGUUUGAACGGCUGGAGAACCGUGUGCAGUGCUCCGGUGUGUCGUGUGGAAAGUGUCUUUCAGUGGAUCAUCUGCAGCAGCUGUUGAGGAACUUCAGCAGCUCUCAGGGGCUGCAGAUGGAGGAUUUCUUCACCAUGGCUCCUGGAUGCUGUUUGUUCCUGAGCGCGCCGACGGAGACCUGCAGGGCCGUAGACGAGGGACGCUGGGGUGACGAGACCGAGCACUUCAUCGAGAACAUCUUUGGACACAGCGACGAUCAUAACACCAGCACCACCGCUCAUCCUCCUCACGGAGACAUCACUGAAUAUGAGGGAUUGGAGAAGCUGUUUCACGAUAUGGAGAAGUACUAUCAGCCCGACACACAUGAGCCCUGUCUCUCUCUGAAAGACAUCCUGGAAGAGAGCAGCACUCAUCACGGAGACCACGUGCACGUGGAGCUGGAUGCUGUGAUGGGAAACAUCCUCUAUCACGCCCUGCGAGGAGACUGCAUGAAAGCACAUGACCUUCCGGAGCAGGAGUACUUCCUGGACUACAUCUUCAGCCGCUUCGGCUCGGAGAAUCUCACGCUUCAUGAUUUUGAAGAGCUUCUGAAGACAUUAAACCUGGGUGGAGAGGAACAUGACCAUGACCAUGACCAUGAUCACGUGAGCCACCAUGACAGCAGAAAGACCCACAGGAGCAGUCGUGCAGAGACUCAGCGGACCAACAGCAGCUGGGACACGGCCUGUUUCAGCGCUGAAGACCUGUGGAGGAUCUACCAGCUGAACGAUUCAUGGCUGACCAGAGAUCAGUUCACACAGCUCAGUCCUGCUCUGAUCCAGCAGAUCCUCAGCGGAGGCUGUUCUGAGAUCAGUACGACACCCGUGACCCCUGAUUCUCUCAGCACUGCCGAGAGAUACGGAUACGCCACCCUGGCCAACCUCAUCAUCUGUCUGAUGGCCAUGUUUGGGAUCGUGGUGCUGCUGUUCUCGGCCUGUACGCAAGUGUUUGAGCUCUGCAUCCAGUUCUGCAUCAGUCUGGCUGUGGGAUCGCUGACGGGAGACGCUCUGCUGCAUCUGCUGCCCGCGUUCUUAGGCCUCCACGUUCAUGAAGACGGACACGAUCACGACCACACAGAGGACAACUUCGACUACGUGUACAAACUCCUGGUGCUUCUUGCGGGCGUCUAUUUCUUCUACCUGAUGGAGAGCAUCUUCUCCAUUAUCAAUCACGGACAACAUCACCACCACAGUCACGAUGAAGAGGAGUCUGAUGUUCAUCACUGCGAUCAUGGAAGAGUCCUGCAGAUGUUCCAGCGAGAGAGACAGAACAAACACUCCAACUCACAGGCUGAUCUGGUGGAUGCUGAAAGAAAAGAGAAGUCCUUCCUGGAACCUGUUGGCCCUAAAAGAGAGCAGCGUAUGCUUCCCUAUAUGAUCACCAUUGGCGACGGCAUCCAUAACUUUGCAGACGGUUUGGCGCUCGGCGCAGCGUUUUCGAUCUCGUGGCGAUCAGGUCUGGCCACGUCUCUGGCUGUGCUCUGCCAUGAGCUGCCGCAUGAGCUAGGUGAUUUUGCGAUCCUGCUGCACUGUGGCAUGUCGGUGAAACGGGCUCUGCUGCUGAACGUGGGCAGCUCUCUCACCUCCUUCAUCGGGCUGUACAUCGCGCUGUCCGUCUCCACUGAAACGGUGGCGAAGGAGUGGAUUUCGGCGGUCACCGCUGGCCUCUUCCUGUAUGUUGGUCUGGCAGACAUGCUUCCCUCGCUGGUUCACGUGGACAGUAAAAGACCUUGGCUGAUAUUUCUCCUGCAGAAUCUGGGACUUUUGAGCGGCUGGGGCAUUUUAUUGCUUUUGUCCCUUUAUGAAGACCAAAUAGGACUCUAAAUAGGGAGUAUUAGGUUUUAUUUGUGCCUUAUUCCUAUAUAUCUGUCCUUGGAAACUACUGUAACAUAUGAAAUAUGUGCAAUUUAGUGCUGCUCGUAUGUGUUUUUAUAUGGAAUAUUGGUAACACUUUACUAUAAGGUCUCAUUAGUAACAUUAAUUAAUGCAUUAACUAAGAUUAACUAAAAAAGAGAAAUGCUGAUAGAAAUACAACUGCUCACUAUUUGUUCAUAUUAGCUCAGGUCCAUUAAAUAUUAUUAACUUUUGAUUUUAAUAAUGUAUUAGUACAAUAAUUAAUGCUUUAUAAGUAUUCUUCAUUGUUCGUUUUAAUGUUAACAAAUCUUAUUGUAAAGUGUUACCAAAAUAUUUAAAGUAUUUUUCCAUACAUUUGUAUGGAAAAGCCUGCGAAAUCAACUUUGUGCACCUUAAAGCAAAGAAAACGUUUGCAUAUUUUCUAGAUUCAUUUUUUGUCAUUCAUCAAUCAUAAAUUCACGGAUGAGAUAUUCAGCCUUUAAUCAUGUAGCUACUGUCUUUGAAUUUAAACGCUGUAUUUUUAUUAGUAAAUACAUAUAGGAUAUUUCUGUACUUUAUUUUUGCAUUGUAAUAUUUUUAAGCCAAAAACAGUUUUGAAGCAUAACAGUAUAUAAUAUGUUGCACUUAUUAUUAUACACUUAUGAUUAAAUUCUGCUAGAAUGAAGUUUAUGAAUUAAACUCAUUGGUAUAAAUGGAACGGGUUUGAUUUAAAUGAAAUAUGACACAACAUGUCAAGACUCAUCAUGUAGAUUUAAAAGACUUUAGUAAAUGAUUAUGGACUAGUUUUAUGAUAUUUUCAUGGAGCUUUUGUAAACAUUUUGCAGCUUUGCCAUGUUCAUUCCCAAUCACCAUGAACAUUUCCUUUUCCUUGAAGUGCCUUUAAGAAUUUGUUAUGUUUUAUAGUAAUAAAAUCUGUAAAUAAAUCACAAAUAACAAAUAUUAAAUAUCA